Molecule: messenger RNA, 2259 nt
Organism: Cordyceps fumosorosea ARSEF 2679
Lineage: Eukaryota; Fungi; Ascomycota; Sordariomycetes; Hypocreales; Cordycipitaceae
Product: forkhead box protein L2
Exons: 1
Coding region: 1-2259 (752 amino acids)
Biological process (GO): regulation of transcription by RNA polymerase II
Molecular function (GO): DNA-binding transcription factor activity, RNA polymerase II-specific; RNA polymerase II cis-regulatory region sequence-specific DNA binding
Source: RefSeq, a predicted model, not a curated record
AUGGCCAAGUCGACGCGUUUUUUCGCCCAAAACGACAAUCUCGCAAUAUUUCAGGACGACUUGUUCGAUGAUUCCCGUCCCAUGACGAGCCACGCCCCCAUGCCAUCCGUCACUCGUCCCCCGCGUCGACCCCUAAGUGCCUCUAGCUCCAACGUCACUCUCGAUCCGCCACCAACGGCCAUGUCCGGCUACUCGCCCUACAAGACCAAGUCCUCCUCCCCUCGCUCUCCUCUCAAGGCCUCCCAAGGUCACCGACAUAACAUGAUCUCCAUGGCUCCUCCCAUGGUCAAGCGCCACACCACCGACAGCCUACAAAAGAGACCGCAGCUCUCCAAGUUCAAAACAGCGCCGCAGAGACCAACUUUUGACCUCGGCUUUGGAAAGGAGAAUGUCCACCCGCAGCUCUAUCCCGCGCUUCCCACGCUCAACAUCUCCAUGGAAAAUUACUAUCAGCAAAAGCCCAAUGCUAACGGCAAGCGCGGCCCCGGCCUCAUGGAUGCUGCCCCGAUCCGAGAUCCUCGUGCCAAGAAGCCCAAGACGGAUGACAACGCUUUGCCGCCUCACGACUCCUUCCCCCCCGUCAUUGACGACGGUACCAAACCACCUCACAGUUACGCUCAGCUUAUUGGCAUGGCCAUUCUCCGAUCUCCCCUUCGCCGACUCACCCUCGCACAGAUCUACAAGUGGAUCAGUAGUAACUACUCUUUUUAUCACCCGGACGACUCCGGCUGGCAAAACAGCAUUCGCCAUAACCUGAGCCUCCACAAGAACUUCAUCAAGAUCGAACGCCCCAAGGACGACCCUGGCAAGGGCAACUACUGGGGCAUUGAGCCUGGCACUGAGCACCAGUUCCUCAAGGAGAAGCCCGCACGGAAGUCGGUUCCUUCUGCAGAGAAUCUGCCGGUUAUGUCGACGCGUCUCGAGCCUUCGACCCGCCCUGUCCCGAAUGUCAGUCUUCCGGAGCCUACUCUACCGCCUCAGGGGUCUCGCCGCCCAUCUCUCUUGCCGCCUCUGCCUACCUCACAGGCCACCAUGUCCAUGCCCGCCGAGAUUUCUUCCGAUGCCACAAUUCCCAUCUCAGACGCCGCUGCUCCCGAGGAUGCCGCCGACCGCCACGACAACGAGCUGCCUCAUGACUCCAUGUACUCACCUUUGCCUGCCAACAUGCACUCGUCACCGCCUGUGCCUCGACAUGGAGAGCGGACCGGCACUCCUCCUCCCAUGACCGGCCAGCCCGCCUCGUCCAUUACUCGCUCCCACAAGCGCAAGUUUGCCUCAAUGGAUGACAGCGGCUAUAUUUCCUCCCUAGAAUCUUCUGCCAUGCGUCCCAACCAAAAGGCCAUGCUCUUGACUUCCGAAGCUGAUCGUCCCCGCAUCAACCGUGGUCGCGCUGAGGAGGAGAUUGCCCGCCUACGCCACUCUUCCCCCUUUAGCCCGACCAAAUCCCGCUCCCUGUCCGUCUACGGCCCCGUCUCCUCCUCUCCCCUGAGACAGGCUUGCGAGAACCAAGCUCUACCGCCUCUGACCCCCAUAGUCAGGAUGAAGCCUCCUGUCCGCCCACCUCCCUCCGCCUCUCCCAAUACCAACUUGCGGAUUCAUCGCGACAAGGUCCGCAGCAUGCUCCAGUCGCCUCUUCGCCGCGUCACUGGUGUCACCGAUGAGGUACUGCCUUGGAGUCCGGCUUUCAAUCUCGACGAUACUCUUUACGCCUUCGAUGAUUCUGGCGACAACGCCAAUGAUUUUGAUAUCUUCCAAGACAUUAAUGGCCUGGAUGACAAUACCUUUGCUGUUAUCGGCUCCGUGGACUCUGGCUCCCCUGUUAAGCGGUCUGCCAAACGCGCCCGCCUCGACCGAUCACUUUCCUCGUCUGGUAUCGACCAAUUCACCGGCUCGGUCAAGAAGGCGAUUACGUCGGCCCCCCUGCUCCGCGUCCCCGAGCACUCGCCUCUGCGCUUCCUUGACACCCCUAGCAAGGUCUUCGAAGGGCUGAGCUCACCCUCUAAGCUUCUGCAAGAGUCCCCCACCCGUGCCUCGCCUAGCAAGUUCUCGAGUGUCAUGUUGGGAAUGUCAGCCGAUGACUGUUGGACGUCACUGGGUCUGGAUUCCAACGAGUUUCCCUCGGGCAAUGAGAAUACGGAAUUUGGCGGCGUUGAUAUCCUACAGGGCUUUCAGAAGAUUGGUGGCUCGAACGCUCAGCAAUCGAAACCAAACCGCUCUAACAAGCCCCCUCUGGGACGCAGCUACUCGACGGCAUUUUGA